AUGGCGAAUCUACCUCCAUCUCUCUCUAUGGGCACACCUUUCGGUGGUCCCAGCAAUUCGGCCGGAGCUCCGGCGAACAAAGAUAGAAACUUGGCCUCCGCGGAGCAAUUGGUUCUCGAUCUCAGCAAUCCUGAACUCAGAGAGAAUGCUCUCCUCGAGCUUUCCAAGAAAAGAGAACUCUUUCAGGAUUUGGCACCUCUCUUGUGGAACUCUUUUGGUACCAUUGCUGCCUUGUUGCAGGAGAUAGUGUCAAUCUACUCUGUUCUUGCACCUCCAAAUCUGACUCCUGCUCAGUCCAACCGUGUUUGCAACUCACUCGCCCUUCUUCAGUGCGUAGCAUCUCAUUCCGACACGAGGAUGUUAUUUCUCAAGGCUCACAUCCCAUUGUACCUUUAUCCCUUUCUGAAUACCACGAGCAAGUCAAGACCUUUCGAGUACUUGCGCCUUACCAGCUUAGGUGUCAUUGGUGCUCUUGUGAAGGUUGAUGAUACAGAGGUCAUUAGCUUCCUUCUGUCAACUGAAAUUAUUCCUUUGUGCCUCCGCACCAUGGAGAUGGGGAGUGAGCUGUCGAAAACUGUUGCGACAUUCAUAGUUCAGAAGAUCUUGCUGGAUGAUGUGGGGAUGGAUUACAUCUGCACAACAGCAGAGCGUUUUUUUGCUGUUGGGCGAGUGUUGGGCAAUAUGGUUCAGUCUCUUGUGGAGCAGCCUUCUCCACGUCUUUUGAAACAUAUUAUCCGUUGUUAUCUCCGUUUAUCAGACAACCCAAGGGCUUGUGCUGCACUUGGAAGCUGUCUCCCUGACUCCCUACGAGAUGGAACCUUCAGCAACUGCCUUCGCGAGGAUCAAAUCGCGAGGAGGUGGCUACAACAGUUGGUUCACAAUGUUGGAGUUGGGCGAGUCCCAACACAUCAAGGUGGAGGAUUUGAGCACAUGCUUUGA
Messenger RNA from Eruca vesicaria subsp. sativa (arugula), 939 nucleotides. The record is from the annotation of a GenBank genome assembly. NCBI's taxonomy places the organism in Eukaryota, Viridiplantae, Streptophyta, Magnoliopsida, Brassicales, Brassicaceae.